Molecule: messenger RNA, 1704 nt
Organism: Lactuca sativa (garden lettuce)
Lineage: Eukaryota; Viridiplantae; Streptophyta; Magnoliopsida; Asterales; Asteraceae
Product: 3-beta-hydroxylase
Molecular function (GO): monooxygenase activity; heme binding; iron ion binding
Source: RefSeq, a predicted model, not a curated record
UAUACAUCUAACCAAAAUCCCAACUUGUUUGAAAAUUUAUUUUGAAGAUAGCGCUAACGAAAUGUCUCUCAUCUUCUUCGUUCUCAUCUCUAGUCUUCCCUUAGUUAUCUUCCUAAUUCUUUUCAAAACAAUUUUUUCUACUUCAAAACCACACAAAAACCUACCACCAUCACCACGAAGGUUACCAUUGAUAGGAAACCUUCACCAACUUGGUUCCAACCCACACCGCACCCUCCAAGCCAUGGCUCAAACCUACGGUCCAUUGAUGUUGAUUCGCCUUGGCACCGUGCCAGUGCUUGUAGCAUCCUCUGUUGAUGCAGCUCGAGAGAUUAUGAAAACCCAUGAUUUGAUCUUUUCAAACAGGCCGAAAUUAAACAUUCCCGGUAGACUUUGUUAUGGUUCAAAGGACAUAGCUUUUUCACAGUACGGAGAGUAUUGGAGGCAGGUGAAGAGUAUUGCAGUGCUCCAUCUUCUAUCAAACAAAAGGGUUCAGUCGUAUAGGCAAGUCAGAGAAGACGAGGUGUCUCUUAUGAUUGAAAGUAUUCGUGAAGCCCAUGAAUCGGUGGUCAAUUUGAGCGAGUUGCUUAUUUCACUUACAAAUAAUGUUGUUUGUAGGGUGGCUUUGGGGAGGACAUACGAUGGGAAGAAAUUUAAGGGUUUGUUAGACAGGUUUUUGGAGUUGUUGGGAAGCUUUACUGUUGGGAGUUAUAUUCCAUGGCUAACGUGGGUAGAUCGAUUGAGUGGACUAGAGCGAAGAGCUGAUGAGGUUGCUAAAGAAUUCGAUGAGUUUCUUGAGGGUGUUAUUGAAGAACGUUUAAAUAAAAAAGGAGUUGGUGUUGUCACCCAAUAUCUCGUUGAUAUCUUAUUAGAAAUUCAAAAAGAUAACACGACGGGGUUUCAUCUUGAACGAGAUGCGAUUAAAGCUAUCAUCAUGGAUGUAUUUUCUGCUGGAACUGAUACUACGUUUACAAACUUAGAGUGGGCAAUCUGCGAGCUAUUAAGACACCCACAAACAAUGAAAAGACUGCAACAGGAGGCACGCGAAGUGGGCCAAGGAAGAUCAAUGAUCACUGAAGACAGCUUAGACAACAUGCCGUACCUAAAAGCCGUUCUCAAAGAAACCCUGCGGCUACACGCUCCAGUCCCGCUACUCAUUCUUCGUGAAUCAACACAAGAUGUGAAACUACUUGGCUACGACAUCACAGCAGGAACACAAGUGAUCAUAAAUGCAUGGGCGAUAUCAAGAGAUGGUUCCACCUGGGAAGAACCUGAUAAGUUUAUGCCAGAGAGGUUUUUGGACAAUCCUAUUGAUUAUAAGGGACUUCAUUUCGAGUUGAUACCAUUUGGCGCUGGGCGACGAGGGUGUCCUGGCAUUCAGUUUGCCAUGGUUGUUAACGAACUUGUUUUGGCUAAUUUGGUGUAUAAGUUUGAUUUUACAUUAACUGCUGGAGAGGAUUUGGACAUAAGUGAGAGCAUUGGUCUUACUGUUCAUAAGAAGUGUCCUAUUCUUGUUGUAGCAACUCCUCGGUGUUAGUAGUUGAUGGCUGUAUUGAUUUGCUUAAGUGUACUUUCAGAGGGUAUGAAACUAUAUACGAAUUAACGGUCUUUAGUAUGCGAAACCUAUAUAUGAUCAUAUGAAAAAAUGCUCAAUUUUGUAUUUAUUAUAUACAAGUGAAACAAUAUAUACAUUACAUCUUGUUUCUA